This is a messenger RNA of Trichomonas vaginalis G3, 1083 nucleotides long. RefSeq lists its product as uncharacterized. The transcript has a single exon. The coding region runs from base 1 to 1083 and encodes 360 amino acids. Lineage: Eukaryota; Parabasalia; Trichomonadida; Trichomonadidae. The record is from RefSeq and is a predicted model, not a curated record.
AUGACUGUUUCAUUAGAUCGACAAAUCAGCAAGUUCCAGGCAAAAGUACAACAAGAACUUACAUUAAAAGAUGAUGAAAUUGAGCGCCUUAAACAUGAUAUUGUUCAAACUAAUGCAGAAAUUGCUCAAAUUGAAGAUCAGAUAAAUAUUGAGAAAGACAAAUACAAUCAUCAAGAAGCCAAAGUAGUAGGAAAGGAAAGAAAGCAAAAGGCAUCAAUUGAGACAAUCAAAACAAGAUUAAAUACGAGUCAUUCAGAAAGAAUAUAUCAAAUUACACAACAACAGAGCGAAGUGAUUAAUGAAAUACAUCAAGAGUUUGAAACGAAGCUAGCUCAAAUUGAGCAAUAUUCAGAUGCACUUACUCAACAAAGAACUAAAGGAAUCACCGACGAAAUCAAGAAAACAAAAGAAAUGAUUGAUAAAGUAAAACAAAAGAUAUCCGAUCAAGAAAAACGAGGCCAUUCAGAUACAGAAGACGAAAUCAUGGAGAAUCAAGAAAUUGAAAUUAAUCGUGUUAAAGCUCUUGAAAAUGCACUCAAAGACAAAAACAAAGAGCGUUACGAAUCACUCAUGUCGGCUAAACAACAAUUAUCUCAAUGCGUUACUACACUAGAAGAAAGUGAAAAGGAACACAGAAUUAAUUUGGAUAAUCUCCUCCAGAAACUCCGGCAGCUUGAUGAAAAGUACAAAGAUAGACUUAAAAGAAUGAAAGAUGUUCAUGAACGUGAAAUAGAGCCUCUUAAACGCAGAAAAUCCGAAGUUGAAAAAAGAAUCUCAGCUGCAAUGAGACAAAUGGAUUCUAUGGAUGCUCAGCAUCGCAGACAAAUAGAAUCUGUUGUUACACAAGGUGAGCAACUCAAGCUUGAAUACCAAAAUGCCAUUACAAAAGGAGCUCAGCUUCAACAAGAAGAUGAUAAAAUAAGAACACAAACGCAGAAAUUGCAACAACUCACACAAACUCUCGAGCAACGUGAUAAACAGCUUGCAGAAGUUAGACAGCAGAAUGAAUCCAUGAAGAGAGAAGUUAUGAGAUUAAAACAUGAGGCAAAAGUUGCAAAGCGAAGAGCCCAUUUGAACAUUUGA